AUGGUUUCGCAGUGGGGAAUCAACUUCGCCGUCUACCUCAUCACCAACCACUUCGGCAAAAUCGUCGCUAAAGUUUGCGAAAAUCUACUCAACCACGGAGCUCUCACUCUGGACCUGGCUAUUCGUUACACGGAACUUUCCUCAGAGCAUGUUAAGAACUCAUUGCUUGUAUUGAUUCAACACAAUUGUGUCCAGGCUUUUGUUGCUGAAGGUGGUGAUGAUGAUGGGUCGAGAGUUAAGACACAAUACAUGGUGUUGUUUGAUAACAUACUCCAUCGACUGAGAUUUCCAAAAUUUAUGGAGAUAGUUUCGGGGGAACUUGAUGACAAAUGUGCAAAAAUUUUUGAGGGUUUGCUCCGCGAUGGUAGACUUAACAUGAAACAAAUGGUUGACAGAGAAAGUCAGGGAAAAGAAAAUGCAGCGGCUGCAGCUGCUGUACGAGAGAGCCUUCUUAAACUUCUGAUGGCUCGAUUUGUUGAGCGCUGCCCACUCCCUGAGGCUAGAGUAGGUGAAGAAGAAGUUAUUACUAAGAAGCGUGGUGCUAAGGGGGCCCAGAAUUUCAAAGCACCAGAAACAAAAGAACAACGUGUUAAAGAAGCUGCAGUGCGUGGGGAUAUGAUUAGAUUUUCACUCAAUGCAGAUAUAGGAUAUAAUAGUGAUGGAGAAACAAUUCCAGCUGAUACAAGCAUUGCAGAAAAUGAUGCAAAAGAGGACUUAAUUCUUUGGCGUGCAAAUUUUGACGAGUUCACACGUUAUCUCAGGGACAAGGCACUGGUUGAGAAUGUAAGAACACGGAUGGACGAUGGAGCUGCUAUUGUCCUAAGUGCAAUAUUGAAGGCAACAAGAGAUAAAGAUAAAGAAGUGAAAAUAGAAAAAUCAGUUCCCUUACCGCUGGAUACAAUUUUCUCAGAAGUGAUUAAGACUGAAAAUGGCCGAACAUUGACCAUAGAUCGUGUUAAAGCUGCUCUUGUUCAGUUGGGCUGCUCAAAUCAGAUGUUAUAUGAAUAUAUUGUUGAUUUAAAGCACAUUAUUCGAUGGGCUCGAAAUGAAGAGGUUGAGUCAAUUGUGCUAAAAAGGUAUGGAAGGGAUGCCUAUCGAAUGUUCAGGCAUCUAUCAAAGGAAAAUCAGUUUUGCCCGACAGAUAAGCUUGCAGAUGCUACUCUUGUAGAGAAAAAGGAAGCUCCAAAGUUACUGUAUAAAUUAUGGAAGGAAAACUACUUGCAUAUGGAGAAAUUAUCUGUCACUGGAGGAAAUACUAAGCCAGUGUCGAUUUUAAUGUGGAAAGUUAAUCAGCCUGUGCUUUGGAAACAUGUUCUGGACGAGAUGUACCACGGUGCCUUAAAUUUGAAACUAAGAAUGGCUUCUGAGCAAGAAAAGGAAGAAGAGAUUAUAAAUACUCCUAAGGCCAAGAUUAAUGAGUCUGUGCCAUUGAUGAAGAAAUACAAACGGCUACAAAGUGUUUUAUUACUUUUGGGAACAUCACUGAUGAAACUUGAUGAUGCUCUUAUGCUUUUCCAUGACUUCUGA
Messenger RNA from Lathyrus sativus (Indian pea), 1527 nucleotides. The record is from the annotation of a GenBank genome assembly. NCBI's taxonomy places the organism in Eukaryota, Viridiplantae, Streptophyta, Magnoliopsida, Fabales, Fabaceae.